Psylliodes chrysocephalus is the source of this 1131-nucleotide messenger RNA. The record is from the annotation of a GenBank genome assembly. NCBI's taxonomy places the organism in Eukaryota, Metazoa, Arthropoda, Insecta, Coleoptera, Chrysomelidae.
UUUUGACUUCUGACAGUUUUGACAGGGCAUAAAAAAUUUUGAAGUGUCAUCCUGUUUUCUUUAUUUUUCAAUAAUUAUUAUAUUGCUAAAUAAACGGGCUUUAAAAUGCCUAGUUCAGACGUAACGACAACUAAAGUUAUAGUCCAUCCAUUGGUCUUACUUAGCGUAGUGGAUCAUUUCAAUCGUAUGGGAAAAAUCGGUAACCAAAAACGCGUCGUCGGUGUCUUACUCGGUUGUUGGAGGGCUAAAGGAGUCUUGGAUGUUUCGAAUAGUUUCGCAGUUCCUUUUGAUGAGGAUGACAAAGAUCAAUCUGUGUGGUUUUUGGACCAUGAUUACUUAGAAAAUAUGUACGGCAUGUUUAAAAAAGUCAAUGCUAGAGAACGUGUAGUGGGCUGGUACCACACCGGACCCAAAUUACACCAAAACGACAUUGCUAUUAAUGAACUAGUAAGAAGAUACUGUCCAAAUUCAGUAUUGGUAAUUAUUGAUGCCAAACCAAAAGACUUAGGCCUUCCCACAGAAGCGUAUCAAGCCGUUGAGGAAGUACAUGAUGAUGGUUCACCAACAUCCAAAACUUUUGAACACGUACCAAGCGAAAUUGGAGCAGAAGAGGCUGAAGAAGUGGGUGUAGAACAUUUAUUACGUGAUAUCAAAGAUACUACUGUUGGCACACUUUCUCAAAGAAUUACAAAUCAAUUGUUGGGUCUGAAGGGACUGCAUUCACAGUUGAAAGACAUUAGAGACUAUUUGUUAAAUGUUUGUGACAAUACGCUACCUAUUAAUCAUCAAAUUAUCUAUCAGUUACAAGAUAUUUUCAAUUUGUUGCCUGAUAUAAACCAAGAUGCUUUUAACAAUUCAUUUUAUGUUAAAAACAAUGAUCAGAUGCUUGUAGUCUACUUAGCAGCUCUGGUUAGAUCCAUAGUGGCAUUGCAUAAUUUAAUCAAUAACAAACUGACAAACAAAGAUGCUGAGGAGGGUAAGAAAGAAGAGAAGAAGGAUAGUAAGGAUAAAGAUAAGGACAGUAAGGAUAAGGAUAGUAAAGAUAAGGAAAAGGGAGAAAAGGAUAAGGAUGCAAAGAAGGAUGAGAAGAAAAAGUAGACUAGUAUUUAGCUUUUCUUUGUAAUUAUAAUU